Gamsiella multidivaricata is the source of this 1716-nucleotide messenger RNA. Its product is annotated as PPPDE putative peptidase domain-containing protein. Bases 1 to 1716 code for a protein of 571 amino acids. Gene Ontology annotation, biological process: protein modification by small protein removal. NCBI's taxonomy places the organism in Eukaryota, Fungi, Mortierellomycota, Mortierellomycetes, Mortierellales, Mortierellaceae. Gene Ontology annotation, molecular function: peptidase activity. The transcript is spliced from 5 exons. The record is from RefSeq and is a predicted model, not a curated record.
AUGGCAGAAAGAGUGACCCUUUUCGUCUACGAUUUAUCGCAGGGAAUGGCACGGAACAUGUCCCAAAGUCUUGUAGGCCGCCAGAUCGACGCCAUCUAUCACACAUCGGUCGUCGUGUUCGGGCGAGAAUUCUAUUAUGGGCAGGGCAUCAUGAGUGCCAUUCCAGGAACAACUCUCCACGGACAGCCUAUGGAGCAAGUCAAUAUGGGCGAAACUGAGAUUCCUCAGGAGGUCUUUAUGGAGUUCAUGGACGAGAUGCGUGAGACCUACACCGCGGGCGCAUAUCAUCUCUUGGACAACAACUGCAACAACUUUACAAACGAUGUCUGCAAGUUUCUCGUUGGAAAACCUAUCCCGAGUAACAUCACCUCCUUACCCGCCGACUUUCUCAACACACCCUUUGGACAGAUGAUGCGACCCAUGAUCGAGAACAUGUUUGGACCGAGUCGCCAUGUACCUUCAGUUCCGUUCAUAACAGAUCUCAGUCAGCUGCAAAGCAUCGUCCGACAGAAUGCUGCCACGGUCGUCUAUUUCACCUCAGCGACUUGUCCACCGUGUAGAAUAAUUGCACCCGUUUUCGACGAGAUCGUCUUGUCCAAGGACAAAGAGAUAAAGGGUGUCAAGGUAGAUGUAGGGGUGGCACAGGCCAUCGGAAGGGAAUAUGGGAUCCAAUCCACCCCAACGUUCGUGUUUUUCUUAUUCGGAAAAGAAUCCUCGCGGUUCUCGGGAGCGGAUCAGGCUGAGCUCAGGAGUUGUAUCGACGUACUCAUUUACAGUACUCACCCAGCUCAUCCACAUAAACGGCUGGAUCUGGUUUUUUACAAAUCACUCCCAACAAUUCCAGCCCUCUUCCAACCUCCUGAAUCUGCGGAUGCCGUAGACGCCGUGUUUACGAAACUAAAGACUUUUCUGCCUCAAGAGAACAGUCUUUCAGAGGCUGAUAUGAAACAACUGGACAAGAUCCAUUUAUGGCUCAAAAAACGUAUUACUGCAAAGACUGACAAGUCUGCGGAGCCGACCAUGGUAGAGCUGGGAUUGUUACCCUACGAAAAACAAUUUCCUCUGCUAGACAUCCUCCGGAUGUUAAUUCUCCACCAUCGCGUCGCAGAGGUGUACGCCAAGGACGGAAACCAGACCCUGAUCAAAAUGUUUAAUGCCGUGGCCGACAACGGCUACGGCGCCUCCAAACCAGCGACCCUCAUGACCCUUCGCAUCGCCUGCAAUUCCUUCAGUAGCCCUCUUCUCAGCACCUAUAUCCUCUCCUCCGUGGCGCGUGAGUCGACAAAACAGCUUUUGGUCAACACCCUUCUGUCCGACGUUGAUCAACACAGACAGACCGCUUCCUCUCUCGCAUUCAAUAUCGGUCUCAAGAUUGGAGAGUCGAGAGCCAAGCCCUUGGAUACUCUCACGCCUUCUCUCUCCGGCGACCCGCUCGAGAGCUUGGAGGCAGACUGGAACAUGGAAUGCUUAAGCGCUAUUGCAGAGGCGAUCAACAAGGAGGAUUCAGAGGAGAUUCUUUAUCGACUGGUCGCCUCGGUCGCCCAGUUUAUCCACAUGGAGGAGAGCUAUGUAGGAGCACACCUGAUGAACGCCUUGGACCUACCCAAGACGCUAGAGACCAAGAUCCAGAAUAAGCUGGUCAAGCGUCCCGAAGUGACAGGGCUGUGUCGCGAGGUUCAGGAGAUGAUCCGGACAGCUGCUGCAGAGUACAAAUAG